Mizuhopecten yessoensis (Yesso scallop) is the source of this 405-nucleotide messenger RNA. Its product is annotated as BUD13 homolog. Gene Ontology annotation, biological process: mRNA splicing, via spliceosome. The transcript is spliced from 2 exons. The record is from RefSeq and is a predicted model, not a curated record. Bases 1 to 378 code for a protein of 125 amino acids. Gene Ontology annotation, molecular function: RNA binding. NCBI's taxonomy places the organism in Eukaryota, Metazoa, Mollusca, Bivalvia, Pectinida, Pectinidae. Gene Ontology annotation, cellular component: U2-type spliceosomal complex; RES complex.
AUGGCAGAAGUUGGAGCGGCAGUAGGCCUAAGCCUAAGUAAAGCAGACUAUUUGAAACGAUACUUGUCUGACGCUUCUGACGAGAAAAAGAAGAGGAAGAAGAAAAAACCCAAGGCAGCAGCCAUCGCCCCUCGAUCUAGGAUCGUAGAUGAUGAUGUGGACUUUACGACAACAUUGCCAGGAAAUCUGGAGAACACGUUGGAUGAGGAUGUUGGUGAUGAUGACCCAACAGUUGCUGAAGUUAUAGAUGAACGCCCUGAUCAUGUGAAACGACUGGAGGCUUACAGGCAAACAGACAGCAAAUGGAGGCUCAUGAACAAAACAGAUAAAGGUAAUUUCUGUCCAAAUGAAAUGUUUAAACAUAAUAAUAUCAACUGAAAACAAUUUUAAAAAUUUCUAGGCCUU